AAAUAAUUUAAACUAGUGCCCCUGAAAUGAGAUCAACCCCCAUGGGGCAUCAGAAUAAUUGUGCACAGGCUAAGCUUCAUUUAGUUACCCUAAUGAAAUCUCUUUAGGAUAGUUCAUUAUUUAUAUGGGUAUUGGAAAUCACCCAUCUCUCUACUUUAUUCAACUAUUGCUUCCUGCUGUCCCGUUCAUUCUCCUGAACGCGAGUGUAGAAGCCAUCAGUUAACUGAAGGGGAUGUCUUUGCUACAUCACUGUUCUAUCCCCUGUCUGUCCUGGCAGCCAAUCAAAUUAAAGCUAGGGCCUCCCUGCAUUGACUCAGUUUCCCCUCACGCCGCCCCUGGUGGCGAACUUAAUUGCAGUUGCGUAUUGUGUUUCUGCUCUCGUUCUCUCUCCUUCCUGUCCUCCGUCACGUUCCUCUUUGUCCUUCCUUCUCCUUUCUCUUGCUGUGACGUGUGGGACUCUUUACCUUUUUGGCCCGAGGCCUGCUUGAGUUACGGACGCAUUUGAACUGGGCGGGUGGCUGGACCACAGCUCUCGGUUAAGGGCACAGCCAGGCUCAACACAAUGUCAUUCAACUCCUGUUAAACUAUUCAUAACGGCUUGGGUGCCUGCAGGAGGCCACAAAUAUGCAAACGCUCUGUUUGAUGGAGGUGGACCAGGUGAACCUGAAGAACAGAGAUGUUUGCUUGAAAGAUUGUCAGAGGGAGGGAUGAGAUGGUGUAUCAUGUAGAGGUUAGCAUGGGUAAAGAGAUGUAGCCAGAGGCCUAGGAGAGGUUUAGGAGAAAAUAAUGCAUGUGCGGAGGUGAAGACGUUUGUGAAGGAUGGGAAUGAAGGACGUUUAGCCUAUAUAACUCCAAAUUCUAUUUAGGAGACAUUUACAUUUAAUUUAACUUUAGAAGUUAAGCGUUAAAGUUCAUAAUGUACAUAAAUAUUAAAUACUUGUUCAGUCUAUCACUUCUUUAGUCACUUUUGAGGCACCAUUUUAGUUAUCCUGCCUUGUUAUGGGGAUUUUUGCAUCCAGUGGGACUUGAAUAAAAACUUAAAAGAACUUAAAAUGUCCGAACCUUAUAAUGGCAGUGAAUGAGUUAUUCAAUAGUCCAAAAGUCCAAUAAAGUGCACCUAUCACAAAAAAGUAUGCCACAUGGCACUGGGGUGUUAUUGAAGAACUUCAUUGACGCAGAUCCAUGUGGUUUUGUAAGAAAAAUGUUGAUGUGAAAAUUGCGCAAAACGAAGAUUUGUUUAAAAUUUAUGUCAGAGGACUCUUCUAAGAGGAGAGGUUUUUCUUUUUUGUAAACAAAUCUUGGUUCUCGCAAGACUAGCAUAUUUCUACCGCUUUCAUCCACUUGUGAACUUGCACAAAACAAUUAGCAGAAGCUGGAGAUGACGGUUUAUAAAGUGACAUAUAUGGAUGCCCGUAAAAGUCUUACAAAAACUCUUCGGUUCGCUUCAGGAGGUAUUUAAGGAAAGCAGCUUUACUCAAAAUCUUUGGGGAAAUCUUAAAAAUUUGAAGAAAGAUAUUUUUGAUCAAUAAUAUGCAUUUUCUAAGGACUUAAUUUGGCAUUUUUCUUCAUAUUUACGCUUUCCGAUUCCAGAUUUUCAAAUAGUUGUAUCUCCGUUGUAUCCAAAUCUACAUCAAGGGAAAGCGUGUUUGUUCAGCUUUCAGAUUACGCAUAAAUCUACAUUUUAAACCUAUAUGACUUUUUUUCUUAAAUUUGAGUUCACUUAACCGUUUUUGGUGAAAAUCUAGUCAUGAGUCCACAGGAUCAGUGUAAAAGAUUUCUCCAGGUGAUUUUAUGACAUGUUCUUCAUGCAAUGCUACAGUAUAGAAAACAGACAAUGUAACCAAAAGCUGCACCCUAUGAUGGUAUCCUACCCUUUAGCAUGAAUAUUUCCUCCGUGUCUUACGUUGUCUUGAUGAAGUAAUGGGAACGGAGCCGGUCAAGUGUAUUUAUAUUUCAGUUGAUUCAUAAUUCAUCAUGCCUUAAAUCAUGCCUUGAUUAAUUUGACAUCAAACGUGGGCUGUUAAUAUUUAGUUACAAAGCAUGUAUGAUGUUACUGUUUCAAUUUGAUAAUGAUGCUCCUUUUUUAAUCAGGCUGAUGUGGCUUCAUACGCCGUAAGCAACCAUUCUCGUAUUCUAGGAUCCGAUUCGCAAGGCCACGCUGAGGCUCUCCUGUCAAAAAAACACGUUUGCCAGAGGGAUUGCCAUUGUACCCUGUCCAAGUUCCACAAAAGGAUUUUGACUCCAUUUCAAGGAAACAAUAACGCAGGUAGGGUGGAUAACAUCUCAAUUUCCUUGUGGGAGAACGAUCCAUUAAACAUUGGCACAGACUAUAACUAAAAGGCCCGGUGGGUCUUUAAUUGAGCGACGCAGAUGGACCAGCCAGCGCCACCAGCGUCAUCAUGGCUGGAGAUCGAUGUGGAUUUGGGUUUUGCCCUCUUUUUUCUCCUUCUUCUCUGCCUUUUCUUAUUGGUCACCGUUGUGCGUUGCGCUCAAACUGUCGUGGAUCCGUACGGAGCCAUUUCCACCUCCACCUACCAGGAGGAGCAGAUAAAUAACUGAUAUCCGAUCUUGCCAAACCAACACAAAGGAUUCUUAUGAAAAUGUCUGUG
Puntigrus tetrazona (Sumatra barb) is the source of this 2609-nucleotide messenger RNA. Its product is annotated as cortexin domain-containing 1-like. The record is from RefSeq and is a predicted model, not a curated record. NCBI's taxonomy places the organism in Eukaryota, Metazoa, Chordata, Actinopteri, Cypriniformes, Cyprinidae. Bases 2371 to 2559 code for a protein of 62 amino acids. The transcript has a single exon.